This is a messenger RNA of Chelmon rostratus (copperband butterflyfish), 3057 nucleotides long. RefSeq lists its product as uncharacterized. The transcript is spliced from 10 exons. The record is from RefSeq and is a predicted model, not a curated record. NCBI's taxonomy places the organism in Eukaryota, Metazoa, Chordata, Actinopteri, Chaetodontiformes, Chaetodontidae. Bases 61 to 1449 code for a protein of 462 amino acids.
CGUCCUUACGCAAGACCUCGCAAACUCGGUUGUAACACAGGAGGAGAUAAAUCUGCAGACAUGUUACUGUUGUACAUGACUGUUUCCUGCGUCUUACUCGGUUCAUCUGCCGGUAUUCAGUAUGAAGAGGUAUGCUACGGCGGAAAUUUCCGAUUACCUUUUGAUUAUACGCCACCUGUUUUCAAUGGACAGCUGUACUUCACUCCGAGUGAUGGGGGAUCCAGGAGGAUAGUGAUGGAUAACGGGAAGGCGCAGGACCCACGCUUCAAGGUUUCCAUUGGCUCAGUUCAAUUCACAGACUUGAGAGAAAGAGAUGAUGGAGCGUUUUCUGUCUCAUUUGAUGGCAAUCGAAUAUUUGAUGUCAUCUCACUGAAAAUUCUGGACUGUGUUGACGAGAUCAGAAGGAAUUAUGGGGAUGCAUACCGCCAUGAUGUUCCUAGACAGGCUGAAUACCUGGAGUUCACGCCGCUUCGUGCUCUGGACCAGACGAAGGUCUUGUGGAAUCGCACUGACCCUCAGACUAACAGGAGAGGCAGAGGACCGGUGAAGCGUAACAUGUUGGAGAUUAUCGGCCUCACUCAGGCAGACAGCGGCUACUACAACUUCAGGAAAAAAGACAACACUUUGCUGUCGAGGAUACUGCUCGCAGUGGAAGGGACCUAUAGACGCUAUGAUGCAACGGUGUCUAAGCGGCUCUUCAUCAAAAAUCCAACUGCUGCUGACUCCUGGACUGUGACUUUAACUCCUGAGGGGGAAACGGAACCCAGAAGAUUGAUAAAUGCAGGCCAACUGGAAUGGUCAAUGUCAAAGCUUUUUGCAAGGAGAAUUACGCUUUUGCGUGAUGGCAUAGAGAUUUACCCUGUGGAAAGCAUAGACUCUGGCACCUUUGAGUUCAGAGACCCACAAGGCAAUUUGGCCCAGACUGUGCAGGUGGAGGUAGUGUAUGAAUCUGCUCCUACAUUUGUCUAUGUUGGUGUUGGUGUCGGGAUUGUCUUUGCGGUGAUUUUCUGCUGUUGCUGCGUGAGAAAGUGCUGUUGUAAAAAGAGCUCUUCUAAAAGGAACGAGUCUGCUCCUCAGACUGCAGCCGCACCUGCUGUGUAUUACCAUGAUGAGAAUCAACCUACAGGCCCAAGUUACUCCGGUACACAUGCUUCAAAUUACUCUUAUCAGCCGAUGAAUCCCCUUGUCUCUCGAGAACCUGCGACUACCUCCCUUGGGCCGCCGGUGUACAACCCAGUGAACAUCCAUGUGAACCCCCCUCAGCCCGAGGUUGCAGCUCCAGGAGGGCUGGGAGCCGCUCCAUCUCUUUCGCUCGGCUCUGACUGCCACUCCUCGGACCCCGAGCCAAAGUUUGAGCUCAAAGGACUGGCCUUUCCCUCUGCCCCCCCCCUCAGCUCAGACUCAGCUUUCUGUGAUGUUUAUACCUCUGAUAAACUCAACUUUCUGUAAGGAGCACGCUGAAAAUUCGAGUGAUACAGAGUCGAAUUCAGGGGUGUUCUUUGUGAUGAGCUGGAACACAGCCAUUUCUGUCGUUGAUUGUAAAAACUAAGUUCCUGCAAACCUGCAAAGUCGUGGAGAUAGGUGCACAGAACAGGGACCUCGUCGAUUGUUAGAAACAAGAUAUCCCUCACACAAUGCUGACACACAACCGGACUAAUCAUAAGCUAGCGUGGGCUGUCCUCUUUCUUUCAGUAUAAACAUACCCACAAAGUUUGAGGCCAGUAUAGUAUUAAUAGUUUUUAUCUAUUAACUCUUGCCAACACUGUUUGUAAGGUUGUAGUUGACAACAAAGUAGUGGAGUAAUACUAGCACAUAAAUCAAUUUUAUGCCUAUUCCUACAAAUGAUAUAGUAUUUAGCAAUUUUUUAAAUGUUCCCAUUUUUUUCCUUUUUUCUCAGGUGAGGAAGAGUAAGGCUCAUUCUGUGUAGCUGUGUUUCUGCCAUAAUCAGGGCAUCUGUAUGAUAUGUGUGUGCGCCAUAGAUUUAGGUUAUAGAAGUGAUGUGACUCAAACAGGGGUCAGACUGACUUCAACACUCAUGGAGAUCAAACCACUACACUCACUGAAGCCAGCUUUACUUUUAUACUGUUUUUAUAUGGUUGUUGCAAACCCUUAUUAUGUGCCUUCAGAUUCAUAUAUCAGCAUGUCUGUGUGGUUUUCUAUUAUUACAUUUUGAGAAAUUAUAUACAAUAUUUUUUAUUUGUUUUGUGCUGUGUAAGUAAGUUCCACACCUGAAUACUGCCACACUUGUACUUUUUGCGUUCAUAUGUAGAUCUGCUGGAGUUUCAUCCAUAAGCUCUUGUGCCUUUGAGAGGUUGUUGAUCAGGGUAGUUUGCCAGCUGAUUAGGCCAUGAAAUCAAUGUAAAAUAGUGAUAUGUGUUACAAAUAUUUGUCCACAUUAAAUGCAAGGAUGUGUAGCUAUACUUUGACUUUCACAUUUUAAAUAAGUUUGGCCAUUAAUUGAACUGCCUGGUGGAUUCCUUCCAUCCUGUACACCUUUGAAAGAGACCAUUAGCCAGAUGAACCACAGAUUGCAGUGGUGGUAAAGUUACAGGCUAGGCAUUGAGAAAAUUAAUAUAAUGUAUUAUCAAAUUUAAUCUGAGCCACAUUUUUUGCAUCAACAUACAGCAUUGACACCAUAAUACAGUAAUAAUGGGAAAAAUGUGUUUAAAUAAAAGAUUUAAGCAAAUAAUAAAAAAGGUCUGCAUUUAAAAUUUUCUUUCACAGUUUUACAUUAUAGUUAAAUACAUACACUAAUGCUUUCAGAUGCAACAUAUUUAUGGUCGAGAAAUUAUUGUUCUGACUAACUUCAUGUCGCUGUUAAAGGCCCCAAAUACCCAUUUUCACAAUAUGUUUCUUUUACUGAACACUGGGGUCCUACAUGACUGUUUACGUCCAGAAGAAGUUAAAAGAAGUUUUGUUAUUUUCCAUGAAAGAUUUCUUUUUAUGAGGUUUUGUUUUGGUCUUCUAACUGGUUUUAAGUGUAAGGGGAUGAUGGCUUCUAGCCGACACAUGUUUGUAUUUUCCUCCACAAUAGAUAAAAAGACUUUGUAUCUCUGA